GUGGGCUAAUACCCGAAAAAAUAAUAUAUUUGACAGGCUCACAGAGAGAGAAACCCCUAUUAGAUAAAAGCCGUAGCUACUCCAUCGUUGUAAAAAUAAAAAUAAAGCAAGCACACUGGAAAUGCACAAUCCAUCAUAAAUAAUCGGUGUUUGGCCAUCGUUUUACAAGGAUGAGGCAACCUUUACCUCCGGAAAACUGAUCAUUGUCAUGAUUUUCAAUCAAAUUAGAUUGCGGCAAUUAAGGGAAAGUCAAUUGUGAAGUGGUGAAGGUUAAAGCAAAGGAAAACGAAUUUUAAGUCCGCAUCUCAUCACUGUUCGCAAGGAAUAUUUAAUAAGGAAGUUUUACUCGAAGCGUUUAGCAGGGCGUAAAUGGCGAUACUUGGCAGCUAUUGUAGUUGGUUUUCUCACUUCCUCAAGGGAUGGCGACACAGUCGUAGGUGUGUCGUCUGCAAUUUUUAUUUUUUUUUAAUUUCUAACCGCGACAUUAGAAUGCAUAAUGGUUCCACGUGGGUGGGUAUAAGUCUUGCUGUGUCAACAAAAAGAACAAAACGCUAUUCAGUAAUUUAAAAUUGUAGGGGUUGGGCCAUGGUCAUCAGGUCACUAAUAGUCAGGGCCGAGUAGAGGGCGGAUACACCGCCGCGGAGUCGGCUCCAAUUUUAUCUUCACCUUUCUCCAAACAACUCUACCACUAAGUUUAUUAACUCACCAUUCGUUCUUCAUAUCUAUUGUAAUGGUGUGGCCCAGGAGACCUAAAGGGGCACGACCCCUGGCAGUUUUGAGUGACUCUGGCUGCUCUCGUGGCGGUGUCGGGACUCGGAGUGUGAGUCUAGUAACGUGGCAGACCGGUAACUAGUGGGCUGUGCUGUGGAACAAUCAUCAUAAACAUGGACGUUAUAGCAAGUGAUAAGACGGAUAAUACGAAAGAUUUUGUUCUCCAAUAUUCCAACAAUGAUUUUGUGUACUCUACAUGCAGCGAACAUGGCCAAGUCCUGAGGUCAGCUUUUGAUUCAUUACUCCUGGAAAAAUGGAAGGUGGCAAAAGAAGCUGAUUUAUUUAAUUAUCAAGUUGAUGAUGUUGAAACAAAAAUUUUACCUGGAAGAUUUGAGUUUGUGGCUCAGAUGAAUGCCAACCGGAAGACAAUGAGGAGAAAACCACAAAAUAUGUUACAUAUAUUGCAGCCUUUUGAUCCUGAAAAAUUCAAUUUCACCAAGAUUAAACCAGAAGAAAUUCUUGCAAACUUAUGUUAUGAACAUAUCAGUCCACAGAGACCAGAAUCAGGGGAAAAGGUAGGAAGAGACACAAGAAACUUAGAAGCUAGCCUCAUCAUCAACAAUGCUCCAAUCUGUUGUAGCCACAGUUUGGUUGUUCCUUUUCUGGCCCACUGUCAACCCCAAGUACUCGAACAUAAAGGCCUCUUGAUGGCUCUCCAUACACUUCUAUUGUCUCAGACGCCAGAUCUUAGAAUUGCUUAUAAUUCUCUUGGUGGUUAUGCAUCAGUGAAUCAUCUCCACUUUCACUUAUAUUACCUGCCCUACAAGCUUCUCAUUGAAACUGCAGAAUGUGAGAGACUAGCAGGCCCUUGUUACGUCUUCAAGGACUACCAUGCUCCGGGUUUUGUGUUUCAACUUGAAAAUGGAGACAUUGAUAGAUUAAUAAGAUCAGUAAUGAUUGUCAUCAAGCUGUUCCUGGAAGAAGAGAUGGCUCACAAUAUGUACAUCACUCGAGGAACUUCUCUUGAGGGUUCUUCCCAUAGUGGUAGAUACAACACUAUAAGAGUGGUUCUCUGGGCACGCAAACUCUGCUAUGGGAUCAAGGAUAUAUCAGUUUUUGCUGCAGCAGCUUGUGAACUUGCUGGACAUCUUCCCAUAUACUCAUCUGAUCAUUGGUGCAGCCUAUCGGAGGAGGAUAUAACUCCUACUACAAGGAUUGUGUGCGAAGAAUCUUUUGCCACCAUUGUUCCAAAGAUUGUCAAACUGUUUGGUGAAAUUAAUAACACUUCAGCAGGAGUGGCUCUCAAUGUAGUUGAUUCUGGUAGUUGAAAAUAAUUUGUCAUAAUUAAACCAAUGUAAUGUAUAGUUUUGUUUUAGCACCACAGUAUUGUAAUAUAUUUUUACACUGAAUAUUGUUGAAAUUUUGAGACAGUACUUGGGUGAUUUUUAUGUUUCUCUGUAGCUAUAUGGAGUAUGAUAUCCAGUGCUAUUGGUUUUGAAGAUUUUUGUUCAGCUAUUCCUUUAGGUUUAAUUAUAGAUAUUUUAAUCUUUAGGGCGAUUAUGGGAUAAUAAGACCAGUCAAAGUUGAACUCGAACGUUAUAAUUCGGUCAAACCUGUUGAAUACAAUUCAUCCUUAGUAUUUCAAAUAAUAAAUCACAUGUAGGUAAUCAUACAUAAAUGUCUAAUUGCCAUAUUUCCAUGUUGUCACAAAGAUAAACAAUACAAUGGACACAGUCUACCUAAGUAAACUUAAGUACAAGUUUAACUUACAUGUUGAAGGUCUCAAACUGAAUUGGUUAUGUGUUCACCCUAUGAUGGAAGCAACUAGAGUGUUGGAGCCAUUCGCCUCAGCCUUGCCUUGGCAAACACAUGUUGCUGAGUCUGGCAUUUUAUAUACAAACUAGUCCUCCCCACUACCACACAACACCAUACUACUCCUUGUCUCUGUAACUCUACUAACUAGAUACUUUAUAUACUGGCAGGCACGCCCAAUAAACAUGACAUGACUUACAACAUAACAUAAUAUUUGUCUAAGGGUUAUCCUACUCAUUACUGCUUGCAGUAACAUUAUCAUGGCCAAAUGGUUUGAGUUUAAGCUUUGAAUGUAAGGGUUAGGAGAGGGCAAGAAAUUUUGUGUUGUAUGACUCUUCCCACUUAAGUAUUAAUGACUACCAUUUCAUUUAAGAAGGUAAAUUGUAAUUCCUAAGCUGCAUUGAUUUUGUUGUAAGCUAACCAGUGAGCUUAUGUGCUGCUACAACAUAUGUCUCCAGCUUUUAGAUUUCUAGUACAGUACUGGUCUGUAAUCUACUGUAAUAUCAGACAUGGGGUAAUUGUAAUUAGUAAGCAUAAUCAAUUACAAUCGAUUUCAUUCUUAUACAGGUACUCCCCGACUUACGACCUACUCGACUUACGUCCACCCGCACUUACGACCGCCUCAGUUGUACCAAAAUUUGGUCAAAUUAUGUAUUUUUGAGUCCC
This is a messenger RNA of Homarus americanus (American lobster), 3189 nucleotides long. Its product is annotated as GDP-D-glucose phosphorylase 1-like. The coding region runs from base 885 to 2039 and encodes 384 amino acids. Gene Ontology annotation, biological process: glucose metabolic process. Lineage: Eukaryota; Metazoa; Arthropoda; Malacostraca; Decapoda; Nephropidae. Gene Ontology annotation, cellular component: cytoplasm. The transcript is spliced from 9 exons. Gene Ontology annotation, molecular function: GDP-D-glucose phosphorylase activity. The record is from RefSeq and is a predicted model, not a curated record.